Ricinus communis (castor bean) is the source of this 1358-nucleotide messenger RNA. RefSeq names its product very-long-chain 3-oxoacyl-CoA reductase 1. Lineage: Eukaryota; Viridiplantae; Streptophyta; Magnoliopsida; Malpighiales; Euphorbiaceae. The record is from RefSeq and is a predicted model, not a curated record. Gene Ontology annotation, molecular function: ketoreductase activity. The transcript has 3 exons. Gene Ontology annotation, cellular component: endoplasmic reticulum. Bases 216 to 1211 code for a protein of 331 amino acids.
AGGUUGUAAAUGCAUAUACUAGCUAGUUAAGACUUUGAGAGUUGCCACUUACUGCAUCUAUUUCCUAGGUUUGGCAUUAUAGUAUUCAAGCAUUUGGCUAAAUGGCAAAUUGGCAUUAGUGCAUAGUCAUUACCUGUUUCUUACGGUUUAUACAUUUAGAGUUAGUCUGUAUUACAUCAUUUUAUUAGUCUGUUUCUUGCAAACACAUAUUUAUCAUGGCAGUGGAAGUCCAGGAUUUUAUCUUAAUAGCAGUGAGUGGUUUAGGUUUCAUUUCUCUCAUCAAACAAAUUUUCAUUUUUUGGAGGUGGGUAUGGGUCAUGUUCUUGAGACCACCAAAGAAUUUGAAGAAACAAUAUGGUUCAUGGGCAAUAAUCACUGGCUCCACCGAUGGAAUUGGCAAGGCUCUUGCUUUUGAGCUAGCAUCAAAGGGGCUUAACCUAGUUUUGGUGGGGCGAAACCCUUCAAAACUUGAAGCUACAUCACAUGAGAUAAAAGCAAGAAGUGGCGCCAAGCAAGAAGUUCAGAUUAAAACAAUUGUUAUUGAUUUUGCCAAGUCAAGCGGAGAAGAGACAUCGAGAAAAAUAGAGGAUGGUAUUCAAGGGUUAGAUGUUGGUGUUUUGAUUAACAAUGCAGGAUUGGCAUAUUCAUAUCCUAUGUACUUUCAUGAGGUUGAUCAGGAACUGAUGGACAGUCUUGUAAAAGUAAAUGCAGAAGCAGCAACUUGGGUUAUUAGGGCAGUUAUUCCUGCGAUGAUGCGUAAGAAAAAAGGUGCAAUUGUUAACAUCGGUUCUGGAUCAUCUGUAGUUGUCCCUUCCUACCCAUUAAUUGCAUUAUAUGCCUCUACCAAAGCGUACCUAGCAAUGUUCUCAAGAUGUAUCAAUUUGGAAUAUAAGCAUCAUGGAAUUGAUACUCAGUGUCAGAUCCCAUUAUUUGUGGCGACAAAAAUGACAAGGUUGAAAUCCAGCUUUACAGUUGCAUCAGCAGAGAUGUAUGCAAAAGCAAGCAUAAGAUGGAUCGGUUACGAGCAACUGUGUACACCCUUUUGGGCACAUUCUUUCGAGUGGUUUAUAUUGCAAGCAUUGCCAGAUUCUGUGUUAGAUUGGAUGCUCUUCCGUAUCCAUAAUUAUUUGCGCAAGAAAGGAUUAGAGAAUGAUGCUCUACUUAACCAAGAGAUUAAUGUUUAUGACAUACUACAUUUAUCUCUCUUGUAACUUUAAUUUGGAUUGGCGUUCUUGUUAUUGUUUGCUUUAGACCCAACAAUGUUGCAUCCUAGCUAAAUGCAAGUAAAUAGCAAACAAUUUCAAGUGCUCAUGCUAUUAUUUUUCCAUUUGUGACUUUAUUUGAUGCACUAUUUUCUA